UUCCUCCCAAAUAUCAACCCCUUUUUAUCUCUACAAUCUCUCUGUUUAUUUCCCUCAGUCGCCAAUCGCCAUGGCCACCGCCACUCCAAACCUUCUCCAACCUCCUAACUUUACAUGCGUCAAAUCCCUAUCCGAAUCUUCUGCUCUCACCUCCAUCCCUUCCACCUACACCUUCACCACUGAUCCCAAUCAACUCCUCGCUUUUGAGCCACAGCACUCCAUCCCCAUCAUCGACUUCUCCUUACUCACUUCUGGUGAUCCUGAUCAACGCUCCAGAGCCAUCCAGGACCUUGACCAAGCCUGUCUGGAAUGGGGCUUCUUCAUGUUGAUCAAUCACGGUGUGCCGGAGAGUCUGAUGACGGGGAUGAUUGAGGCGUGUAGAGGGUUCUUCGAUCUGACGGAGGAGGAGAAGCGUGAGUUUCAGGGGACCCACGUUUUGUCUCCGAUCAGGUGCGGCACAAGCUUCAAUGCUAGGGUGGACCAGAUUUUGUUCUGGAGGGAUUUUCUGAAGGUCUUCGUGCAUCCACAGUUCCACUCUCCCAGCAAACCAGCGGGCUUCAGUGAGGUUUGUCUAGAAUAUACCCAAAGCAUCAGAAAAGUAGUUGGAGAAUUACUUAGAGGAAUAUCAAAGAGCUUGGGAUUGGAAGAGUGGUAUAUAGACAAGACCAUGAAUAUGGAUUCAGGUUUACAAAUCCUCAUUGCCAACCUCUAUCCACCCUGUCCUCAGCCAGAGUAUGCAAUGGGAUUGCCGCCUCAUUCAGACCACAGCUUCUUGACCCUCCUCAUACAGAAUGGGAUUGGUGGGCUUCAGGUGCAGCACAAAGGACAUUGGGUCGAUGUGAAUCCAAUCCCCAACUCCAUUUUGGUUAACACCGGCGACCAUCUUGAGACUCCAUGCCACUCAGGAGGUACCACUUCCUCCCUUUAUUUUUUUCAAUCGCUCUUGAAACAUUGAGGACAAUGUUCAGCUUGGUUGGGGGGAGAGUUGAGGAAGGAAGUUUUGUUAUUAAUGCUAAGUUAUUUUGGUAAUUUAGUUGCUUUAUGCUUAAUUUUUAAAAUUUUUUAAAAUUUUUAAUCUACUCUCCAUGGUUAUUAAGGAAAAAAUUUCAAAAUGAAAUGGGAGAAAUUAAAUUUUUGUCUUUUUACUUGAAACUUAGAGUUUGUAUUAUGUUUAUUAAAGUUGAUGAAUUAUUGAACUCCUAUUGAUUUCAACCUUAUUUCUUCCACUUUAAGCUUAUCACACACCGUGCACACUUUAAGAUGAAAAACUAUUUUCCCCCUUGACUUAGGAAAAUUUAGACUUGGUACCUUUGACCUCAUUUUAAUAGUGUUGAGACACCUUAUAAAAGGCCAAUGAGCCUUUGGAAAAAAAAAAUGUUUUACUUGCCUUGAAACCCGAGCAAGGUCUAAGGGGUAUAUGGUGAAAAUCUUUAAAACCUGGUGCCCUAAGCCUUCAAUGGUUGGGAGUCACCGACCUCAAUGCUCGUUACAUGGGUGAAUAGGUGGAGUUUAACAUAUUGUAUGUGCUUGGGUAUUAAAAAUUCAUUCUCAAAAGUCCAGGGUGAAAUCCGAGGAGUUAGUGGUUGAAAAAUCCUUAAAGCUUGAUGCCCUAAACCUUGAUUGGUUGGGAGUCAUCGAUGGACCCCCGUUACAUGGACAAUUUAGAAAAGAAUGCCUUUAAGCUUUGCACUCCUACAAGAAAAAUUUGUGAAAGAAAAGAGGUGCGUUCUUAGCCUAUUGGAGGUUGAUUAGUUUGCUAAGCUUUGAAAAGAACUAGGUUGAGGAGAGAGAUUAGUUUGACAUACUAUAUCCGGAAACUAAUAAAUAACACAUAGAUUUUUGUGGAAGAGUAAGGAUUGGACCUUUGGGAGUGGAAAUUAUUUUGAAGCUUAAAUUUGCAUAAUGCCUACUCUUUAUGAAUUGUGACUAGGCAAAUUAUUUGAUAGCUCCUAUUGAAGUUUGAGUUUUAUUUCUUUCAUGUUCCAUGUGAGAGUUUGAUCAGUCAUGCCACUUAAACAUUUUUUGGAGUGAUCAACAUGAUUUUGUAAAUUUAUUACUUUUUUCUCUCCUUCAUUGCUAAGGGACUAGCAAUAUGUCGGUUGGGGGGAGUGAUUACUACUCAAAAAGUGCUAUUUUGUAGCUUGUAAUUAACUCUUUUAAACUCUCUUGAGUAGUAAUUAUUACCUUUUAACUCAAGUGGCAUGUUAAGGACCCUUGCAAUCGUUUCUAAUCAAAUUGUGUUAAGUUUUGGUGUUUUUGAUAGCUUUUAGCUACACCAAAGCAAUCCAAGAAUGAGGGAGAGCUGUAUAUAGUUCAUGGCAAAGCUUUUGGAAGCUCAAAUUCAUGAAGAACCAAGCUUUGGAGCUCCAUAGCCUUUGCCAAAGUCGUUCAAAGUAUGCAAGGAAAGAACAAUGGAGAAGAGGAAAACAGAGUGAAGAAAACAGAUGACAGCAGCUGCAGUCUUCUUUCGCACUUUUGGAGCACUUUCCGAAGUCCAUUUUCUACAUGCUAUAUACCAUUUCAAAGCUCAGGAAGUCAAAAAUCCAACGCUUCAAACCGUGUACGAUUUGGAGCUGAAAUAAGGAAGAUAUGGCCUUCUCAAGACAACUGCAUCCAGCUGAAGGACAAAUUCGCAUAUUGCGAAUUUGGAACUCCAACGUGCGAAAGUGAUUUUGCAACUUGCGAACUUGGAGCUCAACGUGCAAAAAUGGAUUCCAAGUUGCGAAAUGAACUUGCGAGAUUUUAGCAAGUCACCAUGCAACGUGCGAAAUCUACAUGCGAACUGGGAUAUUUGUGCACCGACUCUUUUAGAUCUUUUCUUCAGAUAUUUUUGUAUAAAUUUCCAUUCUUCUCCUUGUAAUCCACCAACCAUAAGAUUUCUUAGCUAGGAAGGUUGGAAAAACUUCUCUAUAUAUAUUCUCUUGCAUCCAUUGUAAUAGAUAUCGAUCAAUAGAUAGAAGUAUGGAAAAUCAUCGAUCAAUAUAUAGAUAUUUAAAUAUAUAGACUAUACAGAGCCUUGCUCUGUUUUUCUC
This is a messenger RNA of Vitis vinifera (wine grape), 3032 nucleotides long. RefSeq names its product 2-oxoglutarate-dependent dioxygenase 19. The coding region runs from base 71 to 955 and encodes 294 amino acids. The transcript is spliced from 4 exons. NCBI's taxonomy places the organism in Eukaryota, Viridiplantae, Streptophyta, Magnoliopsida, Vitales, Vitaceae. The record is from RefSeq and is a predicted model, not a curated record.